Pseudocercospora fijiensis CIRAD86 is the source of this 1296-nucleotide messenger RNA. RefSeq lists its product as uncharacterized. The record is from RefSeq and is a predicted model, not a curated record. The coding region runs from base 1 to 1296 and encodes 431 amino acids. Lineage: Eukaryota; Fungi; Ascomycota; Dothideomycetes; Mycosphaerellales; Mycosphaerellaceae. The transcript has a single exon. Gene Ontology annotation, cellular component: nucleus.
AUGCCGUCAAACAUCCCUGCCAAGACUGAAAUCGAGAAGGCCAUUCGACGCGUCGCACAUCAUCUGCUAGAAACAGAUCCCGACAAUGUUACCGUGAACAGAGCGCGUCGAGGAGCCGAGAACGAGUUGGGACUCGAUGACGAAUUCCUUAGCAACAAUGCCCAUUGGAAGGCACGGAGCAAGGACAUCGUUCAAGCCGUAUUCAAUGGAGAAGCAACAUCUCCAGAAAAGCCCAAGAAGCCUGCUUCCAAACCCAAAGCGAAGCCUGCAGCGAAGGCAGGCACAAAGCGCAAAUCUAACGAGACAGCCAAGAAGCCUCGGAAGAAGGCGCGCAAGGAGGAUUCAGAGGAAGAAAUAUCAGAUGCGGUAAUCGACGACAGCGACGAGUUUGAGGAGAAACCAGCCAAGAAGCCGAAGAAGCAGGACAGCGAUGAGAAUGACUUCGAAGAGGAAGAGAAGCCGAAGCCGAAGAAGCGGGCACCUGCCAAGGGAAAGCCGGCCAAGAAGGCAGCAAGCGAUGAAGUUGUGGAUAGUGGGGCAUCUGAUGUUGACAUUGAGAAGAGCACGCCGGCCAAAGAGUCGUCGCACAAGAUCGAGGCUGUGAGCGAUGAGGAAGAAACGGCAAAGCCUGCGGACAAGCCAGCAAAGAGCGAGAGCGAGCUAUCAGAACCUCCCAAGACAGAAGAGGACGCACCGGCGGCCAAUGGCAAGGCGCCUGCGCUGGAAGACGACGAGAGCGAUCUCUCCUCUCUGAUCGAUGAGCCUCCGAAAAAGAAGCGCCAGAAGAAAUCGGCAGAACCCAAAUCAAAGACCACGUCAAAGGUGGCAGCAAAGCCGAAAGCAGCCAAGAAGGCGAAGGCGGAGAGCACUCUGUCCCCAGAUCAAGAAGAGAUCAAGCGAUUGCAAGGCUGGCUGGUGAAGUGUGGCAUUAGGAAGGUCUGGGGGAAAGAGCUCGCCAAGUGCUCGACAGACAAGGAGAAGAUCAAGCAUCUGAAGGGAUUGUUGGACGAUGCUGGAAUGACAGGACGGUACAGUAACGAGAAGGCCAGCCAGAUCAAGGAAGCUCGCGAGCUUGCCGCUGAGCUGGAGGCAACACAAGACUUCGCCGACAGAUGGGGCAAGAGCGAUGAGGAGAAUAAGACUAGGCCGAAGCGUGGUAAGCCCAAGAAGACUGUCGACGUCAGUGAGGAUGAGGAUGGCGGAGAAGCGGCAGAAGAGGAUGAGCCAAAGCCUGCUAGACGUCUGCCAAAGGGAUUGGUGGAUUUCGGUGACAGUGGUGACGAAGGCAGCGAUUGA